Acanthoscelides obtectus is the source of this 339-nucleotide messenger RNA. The record is from the annotation of a GenBank genome assembly. NCBI's taxonomy places the organism in Eukaryota, Metazoa, Arthropoda, Insecta, Coleoptera, Chrysomelidae.
GUCUUAAAUAUGGAGGCCGCAGAGAAAAAUUCUCUCAUGGUGGAGGAAGCAGUCUUCAUCGAUGGCGGCGAUGGUAGCAGUUCACAAAGUUUCGAGCAGAGCGCAGCGUAAAAAUGGGCCACGUUCCAGCUGUUGCCGCCAUUGUGGGAAAUCAAACCACGAAGAUAUCCGAUGUUUCUUUCGGACAUCGAAAUGUCACAGGUGCGGUAUAGUGGGGCAUGUUAGUGCCAUGAAACAUCUGUUAGCAACGUAAGUGAGGUAGCUGAUUUAACUAUCUCAAAUAUAUUUUCAAAAUUGGAAAUAACCACCAGAAACCGCUAAAAAUUCACUUAAAUAUCA